This is a messenger RNA of Necator americanus (New World hookworm), 6654 nucleotides long. RefSeq lists its product as uncharacterized. The record is from RefSeq and is a predicted model, not a curated record. Gene Ontology annotation, biological process: transcription by RNA polymerase II; RNA polymerase II preinitiation complex assembly. Lineage: Eukaryota; Metazoa; Nematoda; Chromadorea; Rhabditida; Ancylostomatidae. Gene Ontology annotation, molecular function: TBP-class protein binding; histone acetyltransferase activity; RNA polymerase II general transcription initiation factor binding. The transcript has 58 exons. Bases 1 to 6654 code for a protein of 2217 amino acids. Gene Ontology annotation, cellular component: transcription factor TFIID complex.
AUGGCGUCAUUCAUGAAGAUGUUUAAAAAUAAAAAGGGCUCCAACAAAGAGAAUUUGCCCAAUAUGAAUCGUAGUACACUGGAUAAUUCUUCAACGGCGACUAACGAUUUUGUGAGACAUCGAAAUGAUGCUGGAGUAUACACUGGUGAGGCGAGACGCUCCAAAGAAAUCCACAUUCCUAAUCCAUAUUCCGUUGUUACUGCUCCGAAAACAACCAGGGGUCCUCGUUCAUGUCCCGGUGCUCCUAUGGAUGAUCGUGGUUAUCGUAAUAGUAUGAGUCACCGCGGAAAACCAUUUAAUGAUAGAUACUCCUCUAUGAAUAGCUCAUUAAGAUACGAAAAUGUCGGCAGAAAACGGAAUGAGCUGUAUCAUCAUGAAACUAUUUUGGAAUACGCAAGUGAAAGCGCUAAUUCAAGCCGAGACAGCCCUCCGGACAUUCACACCAAGAAGGAUAUAACAAGACGUUCCCAAAAUCAACGGUAUUACAGUAGUGCACUUAAUGACUCUACGGAUGACGAUGACGGCGCGAAUAUGCAGAUUCUUCAACUGGAGGCAAAACUGAAAAGAGCGAAAGAGCUCAUACGCUGUACGAGAAGAGACAUGUCAGAGCGAAUAGAAGAACUUCAGGAUGAAAUCGAUAGGAAAAGCCGCGAAUACGAUACUCUCAAGUGGCAUUAUAAGCAAGCUCGAAAAGCUAUUGAAGAUGAGCGGAAGAUUAAUGCCAGACAAACUAAAAAGCUUCAACAGGCAAUGGAAGAAGUAUCUCGGCUAAAAGCUUUGCUGACAGAGCAUUCGAAUGACAGCUCUUUUCUAAUACCAUACUGUGGUGGAUUGCCACCUAUGGGUUACGACAGUGGUGCUGGAGAAGCGCUCUGCUCGUUAGCAGAGGCUCAAACGGACAGCGUUGGUGAUCAGUUGUGUUCCCUUGGUGAUGUACGUGGAGACAAUAUAAGCGAAGGAUUGUCCUCUCAAACUGAGCAUACUUCAACGCGUGAAAGCACUGCCGAGCCAUCGCAUAAACUAGACAAUCAGGAUGACAUGCAGGAUGAAGUUCGAGUGUUUCGCACUGCUGAAUGCGACACUCCUCCUCCUGAAAGGCCCAGAGCUGCUGGCAGUCCAGUGGAGCCGCUUUCGUCGUACGCUCCGCUGCCGGACUUCACUAUCAACAAUGAACUCGUUCCUCAACGGUCUCUUUCUGACACGGAUAUUCGCUCACUAGUACUGCAAGAAGAGGAAAAAGAUGAAAUGAGGAAGGUACAACAACAGAUGAGGAAAGAUCCGCGAUCGCGUUCGAAUAGCAUUCGCAAGGAUUAUGAUUACUACGUUAGGGGUUACAACGAGAAAAUGGACGACGAUGGCUCAGUGAGUUCUUCUGAGGAUGAAACUUAUCGCAUAAUCGAGAAACAGCUGAAAAAGAGAGGAGAAGUGGUAAGAUUUCAGCCACCCCGGGUGACCGUUCAGCCGAGACAUUAUAAGAGGUUUGGUAAAAUGGAGCGUUGUGCUUUGGCAGAAUUCGAUUACCUCCAGGAUAUAUCCACCGAUGUUAGUGCACUACAAUCCAGUCCUGAAACCCAUCACAGAAUGGAAUUUGAUGGAACACUACUAAAUGGUCAUGCGGGUACAAGUACAGCGGUCAAAGAGGAGCAAAUGGAAGAUGAAGAUUGGGAUCCGGAUGAAGGAGUGAGCGAUUUCUAUCGAAACCAUCCUUGUGCGCGAAACGAGCCUUAUCCUUGCACUAGUCAAGAAGAAUUCAUUAGAGAAGAAGACUGUUUUAAUCCAGAUGAUUAUGAGGAAGUGAGCAAAACGAAUAGUCCUAAAACACCCUUUGUCCCACCUUCGAGGCGAGAUGACGCUCCACUUGCAUCAAUAUUGAAUCCGCAGCUGGAUAAUAUAGAUCCGAGACGGUUUUUCGCUGAUUAUGAACACAAUGCCGUAGUUCGAUUUUCGCGAAUAUUCGCUGCAAGUAUCAAGUCUUCAUCAAAGGCAGAGAUAUGGUGGCCGUCAAAAACGUUCCACAAAAAAGUCAAUGCAGAGAAACCUGUUAAAUCUGAAAAGAAGAAACUAGCGCUAACAUUUGCUCCAGACCCUCCGGUUGAAAUGUUGGUUCCAGAUGAAGAGGCAUUGAUGCUUUCGUCUAAAACCAAAGCGAACCCGUCUCAAGCUGGAACAUCGCGUGCUGGAGAUGUACAGUCAGAAGAUACGAUGGCUCCUUGGCGAGUAGGGCCAGCUAAAAUAUGGUACGAUCGUGCCGGAGUUCCAUCAACGGCGUCCACCUACGAUUACGGACUGGUUAAGAGGAAAAAGGAAUCUGUAAGUGAACGCCAACAAGCGCAGAAAUUAUUGCCAGCGGAACUAAUCGAAUGGGAAGAGGAAAUAAUGAUAGAGAGUGAUGAUUUUCGAGAAGAGGUUUUGGACGAAUUAAAAUACGGUGUUGAACCAGCUUGUGGUUGGGUACCGACACAGUAUACACGGACGUAUGAGCAGUACAUGUUAGCAGUUAAAAACGAUGCUUUCGACUUAAUGUUUCAACCAGUUCAGAAAGGCAUAACGCCUUCACCUAUUACCCUAGCGCCUCACGCUGAUAUCAUCACUGAGCCGAGCGCCUCUCAUUCGCUCUUCCCUCACGAUUUUGUGAGCCAACAUGAGCAUCGAUGGGAAGAUGAUGUAAUACUCGAUCCAAAACACGUGGACAGAAUUACUGAGCCAAAAGUGUUGUCAUUGGAUUACCUGGACGAUCCAUUGAUAUAUGGGAUGCCUGAUGAUCGACGAUCAGAUGAUCCUAUGGAUGCACCCACGAAUAAGCCAUUUGAUCGAAAGGAACAUCAAUUCACCAAGAAGUCGAAGAUGAUUCUUGGCCAGGUGCAGCAGAGACAAAAACAGGAGGAAGAGGAACAGAUGGAAACCUCUGUGGCUCAAAUGACAGACAAAGACCCAUUCAAUCUCAGCAACGAUGACUACUACUUACCGAAAGCGAUUAACAAAUCUGGGCCUGCUGGUAAUAGUAUGCUGAUACAACACUCAAUUCCUGCUCAAAAUAUCCACCGAACAUUCUUCCCCACAUUUCUUCUUCCUUCGAAAUUGCGGCAUUUCCACAGGCAACCUCUUUCAAAGCGAGUUAUUCGUCAGUUUAAUGGCAGAUGGGUAGACAUAAAGAAACUCACAAAAUAUAUCAAGUUGAAAGAAGAGCAACGAGAGAAACAACGAUGCGCGGAAGGCGGUGGUGACAUCUUCUUUAUGCGUGACGUAGCUGAUCUAAGUGGUAGAGAUGGAGAUUUGGUGCUAUUGGAGUACUCCGAAGAACAUCCACCAUUGUUGUGCCAACCAGGGAUGGCUUCAAAGAUCAAGAACUUUUACAAGAAGAAGCCAGGAAAAGAUGCUGAUCCUGAUUUUGAGUACGGUGACAUGGCUUACCUACAUACCGUGCCAUUCCUCGGACAAUUACAACCGGGUCAAGCAAUGCAAUCGGUUGAGAACAACUUGUUCAGAGCUCCUAUUUAUCGACAUUCACCUCAACAUAAUGAUUACCUGUUGAUCCGAAAUCGGAACGGAUGGUUUAUCCGGCCAUGUCCACCUUUGUUUCUUGUUGGUCAGGAAUGUCCUCUCUACGAGGUCCCCAGCCCGAACUCUAAAAGAGCGACCAUAUUCGUCAGGGAUUUUCUUCUGGCGUUCAUAUAUAGAUUGUUCUGGGCUAGUGAGCAUCGGCCUCGUAGGUUAAAAAUGGACGACAUCAAAGCAGCAUUUCCCCACUACGCUGAAAGUAGCGUGCGAAAACGUUUAAAACAAUGCUCGGACUUUAAGCGGCUCGGGACAGGACCAGAUCAGAACUACUGGGUGUUGCGUCCAGAAUUUCGACUUCCGAGCAAGGAAGAAGUUCUAGCUAUGGUAACACCUGAGAUGUGUUGCGCUCAGUACAGUAUGCUUGCUGCAGAGCAAAGGUUGAAAGAUGCGGGUUAUGGUGAAAAGUACUUCUUCACACCGGAGAACGAAGACGAUUCCGAUGAUCAAGUGACGAUCGAGGAUGAAAUCAAAUGUGCUCCAUGGAAUACUACACGUGCUUUCCUUUCAUCAAUGCGAGGAAAAUGUCUUUUGGAUCAAACGGGAAUUGCUGACCCCACUGGUUGUGGUCAAGGUUUCAGUUAUGUACGGGUCUCACAAAAGCCUCAAAAGGAUGAUACGCCAGCAAUGCCAAAACGUCUUGUAACGGGUACAAAUGCUGAUCUCAGGAAAUUGCCGCUUAAGGAGGCCAAAGAAAUAUGUAGAGAUUAUGGAGUGAGGGAGGAAGAGAUAAAUGCUCUUUCUCGCUGGGAAAUCAUCGACGUGAUCCGAACUUUGUCCACACAGGCGGCUAAAGCAAAAGCUGACUCGUCUGGGGACCACGGGAAUGUAUCUGGUAUGGCUCGUUUUGCCCGAGGAAACAUCCGUUUCAAUUUCGCCGAUAUGCAGGAGAAGUACAAGAAGCACUGCCAACACAUAUUUGAUCUCCAAAACCAAACGCUAGCGAAUCCUGAGGCGCUUUCUACUGACGAAGGCAGUUCUGGUGAAGAUUCUGACAAUGAAGAACUUGCAACUAGGCUUGAAACCAUGCUACAAGCAAACAAAGGGAAAAAACACAUUUCUAUGUCGGAACGGGCUCGAAUGGAAUUUGAGAACGAGGAGAAGGAACGACAAGAUCUGAAAAGAAUGGUUCAUGGAGAUGCCCCGAUGAAAACUGAAAAAGACAAGAAAGAAGCGACAGCUGAGGAGAAGAAGAAUGUGUCCAAGAUUGGAGAGGAUCUCGCUGCUUCUGCUUCUAAGAUAUCCGGUAUAACGGCGAACCAAAAAUUGAAGAUCUAUCGGACUAUGAAGAAUCCGGAUGGAACGGAAUCGACGCGUGUUGAAGUCGUAACAAGACCGCAACUUAUUGAAGCGUACACGAGGAUACGAAUGACAAAAGAUGAGAACUUUAUCGAGGUGUACGCUCAGAUGGAUGAACAAUUUAAAGAGGAACGAAGAAAGCAAAAGCGACGUUUGCAAGAUCAGCUGCGGCGGAUACGAAGGAACGAGGAGAAGGGAAAGACUGGUCACCCACAGCAGCGAGUUGUGGAGAAGAAACCUAUUCCUAUCAAACCGAAUCUGCAAAAAAUGCGCUGCUCGGCUUGUCAUGGUACUGGUCAUAUGAAAACGAACAAGAACUGUCCAUUGUACGGCAAGGAUCCUUCCAAAACGCCUGUGAAAGACGCAGGGUCUGGCACUUCGGAUGGUGACGAGGAGGCAGCAUCCUUAACAGGUGAACUUGUUGCUGUUGAAGGAACUAAGGUGAAGAUAAGUAGGAAGGUUAUCAACAGUCACGAGCAAUCUGGCAAGAAGAAAAAGCUCAAAGCCUCGAUUCCCCGACAUCUGGCCGAUGAAACGAGGAAACGAGGUGAUGAUUCGAUAUGUUCCUCUGAUGCUGGUGGAGCAUCACCUCCCAUGUUGGUUAAGCAGGAGCGCGAUGGAGAAUUUGAUAGCGACUACGAACAGUCGUCGGUUACACCAGCUCGCCCAAGGCUCAACGCUGGUGCUGGAGUGGCGUCAGCUAAGCGACGUAUUUCCACCUUACCUGAAGAAGAUUACUUGCAAGGACCUCAUAAAAGUGUGCAACGAAUUCGUGCGGAUCCUAAGGUCACCAUGGGUACAUUGUUAACUGAAAUCGUGAAUGAGCUGAAAACUAUUCCUGGAUCUGAACAUUUGAUGUUUGCUGUUAAUGCUAAAAAGGUCAAGGAUUACUACGACAUCAUCAAGAACCCAAUGGAUUUGCAAAAAAUCAAGUGUAAAAUUGCCGAUAAUAAGUAUGAACUACGACAGGAGUUCUUAUUGGAUGUUAAAAGAAUGCUCGACAAUUCACGAUUGUACAAUGGAGAUAACCACGUCAUUACGGAUGCUGCGAAAAAGAUGUUCGAGUUGGCGUCGAAGCGCUUAGUUGAAAAGGAGCAACAAUUGAUGAAGCUUGAGAAGGCUAUCAAUCCGCUUCUUGAUGAUAAUGACAGGGUUGGAUUCGGUUUUGUACUUGAGAAGAUCGUACAAGCAUGCAAAAACAUCCCAAAAUCGGUUCCGUUCCAUACAAGGGUGGAUGCGAAAAAGGUUCCAUUUUAUUACCAGAAGAUCACUAAGCCAAUGGAUCUGGGUACUAUAGAAGCGAACGUUAAGGCGCAUCGUUAUGUCACCGUAGAAGAAUUUAGGAACGACAUUCAUCAGAUAAUGAUCAACUCGGAAAUGUACAACGGUCCCGCAGAGAAGUCAUCAUAUACUGCAAAAGCUACAGAGAUAGUUGCGCUUGCUGAUAAAAUGAUAGCCGAGAAUUCAGUUCAGCUGUCCGAGUUAGAAGCGAAUAUAAACGGGUUUGAUCUUAAUAUUGGUGAGGUGGAACCUGAGAUCGAGGAUGCAAUGGCUAAUGAUGAAGAAAUGUCAGACGUCGAGGAAAGUGGCGUUCUGGUUGAUGAUCUCGCACUCAGUGGAAAUGAAAUGGAGGAUGAAGAGAUGGAUGAGUCCGCAUGGACAAGUGAAUUGCUGCAGUCUCGCAUGCACUCUUCUGGUCAGUUGAACAAUGAUCUAGCCCUGUCGGACUCGGACGACGAAGAGCGUGUUGAAGCGAUCAAAAGAGGUGACACAGCGGACAAUCUCUUGGACUCAUUCUAA